Molecule: messenger RNA, 1814 nt
Organism: Micromonas pusilla CCMP1545
Lineage: Eukaryota; Viridiplantae; Chlorophyta; Mamiellophyceae; Mamiellales; Mamiellaceae
Product: cathepsin
Exons: 2
Coding region: 1-1752 (583 amino acids)
Cellular component (GO): lysosome
Molecular function (GO): cysteine-type endopeptidase activity
Source: RefSeq, a predicted model, not a curated record
AUGUUCCGUUCGCUCUCCCUCGCGAACGCGCUCCUCCUCUUCUGCGCGGUCGUCGCGGUUCUCGGAUCGCUCUCCACCGCGCGGGCCGCGGGGAUCGCCGCGCCGAACGCUCGCGACGACGCCGCGACGUCCUCCCCGCACAGCGCGGCGUUCGCCGCGUACGUCGCGAAGCACGGGAAGAACUACUGCGGCGACGGCGUCGUAUCGUGCGAGGAAUCGCGCUUGAGGGAGAAAAUCUUCCACGCGAACAAGCUCACCGUGGACGCGCACAACGCGGACGCGACGAAGACGUGGAGGAUGACGUUAGGGAAGCACGCGGACCUCGCCCCCGAGGAGUUCAAACGCGCGGCGUUGACGUACAAGCCGUCCGCGAGGCGCGUCCGGGCCGUGCACGACGAGAUGAAAGCCUGGGCGGCGGCGAGGCUAGGGAAGGCGACGGUGAACAACUCAUCCGUGGAAGACAUCGUCGACGACGCGAUCGCGGGGGAGAAGACCGCGGCGGGGCACCGAGCGGCGCCGGCGGCGUGGGAGGAGGGGGAGCCGGCGGCGGCGCCCGAGCCGGCGGCGGCGCCCGAGCCGGCGCACGAGCCCGCGCCCGCGCCCGCGCAUUCGAAGCCGAAGCAUACGCACGCGAAGCGAGCGGCGUCGAAGAAGUCGUCCCCCGCCGCCUCCCCCUCCUCCCACGGCGGGUUCCCCGAGGAGUUCGCGUGGACGAAACCGGGCGCGGAGUACGGCGCCGUCGUCGGCCCGAUCCACGAGCAGUCGUCGUCGUGCGCGUCGUGCUGGGCGUUCGUCACCGCGGAUUCGAUCGCGGCGACGUACGCGGUCGAUAUCACGAAGAAGACGCGCAAGAGGAUGGACGCGCCUAAACUCUCUAUCCUGCAGCUCAUGGACUGCGACAAGGACGACAACGCGUGCGCGACGGGGAACAUGUACACGUCGUUCAACUGGAUCGAGAAAAACGGCGGCAUCGCCUUGGCGAGCGAUUACGACGCCGCGGUGCCGUCGUCGUCGCAGGACGACGAGACGUUGCAGUGCGCCGCGAACGUGAAGUCCACGCUCACGACGCCGGGGAUGUGCGACCUGAAGAUGACCGCCGGGAACGAGGCGCUGAUGCGGGCGAUUUACGAGACGGGACCGGUGGCGGUGGGCAUCAACGGCGAGCGUCUGCACUUUUACGACGGCGGCGUCAUCACCGCGAAGGAGUGUCCGCCCGCGGGCGCGGGGAUCUCGUCGAUCAACCACGCCGCGCUCGUCGUCGGCUGGGGCGUCGAGAACGGGAUGAAGUACUGGCUCGUUCGUAACACGUACGGCGAGGACUUUGGCGAGAAGGGAUACUUCAAGCUCGAGCGCGCGGAGCCGCACGACCACGGCUUAUUCGGCACGUGCGGUCUCCUCUUCGAGUCCGUGUACCCGAUCGUCACGAAAGUCGGGGUCGUCAUGGACAAAAAGGAGAUGGAGGCGAAGUGCGUCGAAGGGUCGGUGUUCAAGCAGGAGUACUUCCGGGACGAAACGGCGAACCCGGGGACGUUACUCGGGAACGAGCCCGCGUCGCGCGGCGCCAUCGAAGCCGCGGACGCGUUCAUCGAAACCGCGCUCGGCGGCGCGGUGACGAUCGCGAAGAGAGAGGGCGUCGCCGGCGCGGCGUUGAUCGGCGCGACCGUCGCCGCCGCGGUCGCGGUCGUCGUCGUCAGACGGCGGAAGGCGAGCGCGAACGUGGCGUUUGGCGAGGCCGAGAGGCUCUUGCCGUGAGUUGUUAAGUUGUUUCGUAGCGGCUGUCUGGCUAAUGUUUUGUUGUCUGAACCUCUGACUCA